This is a messenger RNA of Sardina pilchardus (European sardine), 830 nucleotides long. RefSeq lists its product as uncharacterized. The record is from RefSeq and is a predicted model, not a curated record. The transcript has 4 exons. The coding region runs from base 1 to 351 and encodes 116 amino acids. Lineage: Eukaryota; Metazoa; Chordata; Actinopteri; Clupeiformes; Clupeidae.
AUGAUUGGAGUGAUGCUACUGUUGUCAGUGCUGGAGUUCAUUGUAUCCAUCUGUGUAUCUGCAUUUGCCUGCAAAGCCACCUGCUCCACUACGACUAAUGCUCAGGUGAUGUACCAGGUGACACCCUCUGCUCCCCCCUUCCACACUGGGAUGCCAUCCUUCCAAAGCAGUGUGAUGCCUCCUGCUUAUAACAGCAGUGAAGUGCCUCCUGCUUAUAACAGCAGUGUGAUGCCUCCUGCUUAUAACAGCAGUGUGAUGCCUCCUGCUUAUAACAGCAGUGUGAUGCCUCCUGCUUAUAACAGCAGUGUGGUGCCUCCUGCUUAUAACAGCACUGAACUUUGGCAGACCUAAAAAUCUGCCCCCAGAAUGCACCGCUACUGAAAGAAUGAAAUUUGUGGCAAUAAUUAUAACCAUGCAGAUUGCAUUUGUGUCUUCAUCAUAUUCUUUAAGUGUAAGUCUGCAUGUAAAGCCAUUUCUGUAUAUUUACUAUCGAAUAUUCAAUUUACACAUUAUAGCUAACUAGUGUAUACUCCAAGUGACUGCAUCCCGUGUUCUCUAAGGAUAAGUAAGAAGAAUGAUAUGUAUGGAAGUCUCUGUGAAAUGUCUAUUUCUAUUAAAUAUGCAAUUGUUAAUAAUUUACUUUGAAAAGAUUAUGUGUCUUAGAUUUCUUAGACUUUGCUGAGAUAAAUUAAUGUUAGGCCUAUAGCUAAUUACAGAUUAUCUUGGGUGUUUGAGAGUUGAGAGAGAGACCAAACAAGAUCUCAGUAUGACUUGACCAUCAAAAGUUUGUUCUGUAUGCCUAUAGAUUUGAUAUAAGGUUCAGAAAAAAG